This is a messenger RNA of Monomorium pharaonis (pharaoh ant), 2375 nucleotides long. RefSeq names its product tryptophan 2,3-dioxygenase (gene vermilion). The record is from RefSeq and is a predicted model, not a curated record. The coding region runs from base 332 to 1618 and encodes 428 amino acids. Gene Ontology annotation, molecular function: heme binding; metal ion binding; L-tryptophan 2,3-dioxygenase activity. The transcript is spliced from 7 exons. NCBI's taxonomy places the organism in Eukaryota, Metazoa, Arthropoda, Insecta, Hymenoptera, Formicidae.
ACGUUAGUCGAGCGCCACCCACCUCUCUGACAACGUGUGUCUCUCGUACGCAAACGCGGCACUUGGCAAAUUGUAUUUAAAGAAUCUGAACACCCCGGAUCUCACAGAAUUGUGUAGUCUAUUAUCUGUAUUAAAAGAAUUCUCUCUCUCUCUCUCUCUCUCUCUCUCUCUCUCUCUCUCUCUCUCUCUCUCUCUCUCUCUCUCUCUCUCUUCUUCGGACAAUUUUUCUUUUUCUAAAACAAAAAGAAAAAAUAUUAAAUAUUUUGUUAAAUCUCUCAAAGUGUUGCUUCAACUAUUCCUCCUAUCGACGCGAAAAGAAUCUUUUUGAAAAAUGUCUUGCCCAGUGAGCAAUAUUGUGAAGGAUAAUCACAAUCGGGAUGAUCAGAUACAACAGGGCGAAUUAGUACAAGGACCGGCGUUGAACUAUAGCGAGUAUCUGCUUUUAGACAAAGUCUUGUCCGCGCAAAGACUUCUUAGCGCCGAAUACGGCAAUGAAGUUCACGAUGAGCACCUCUUUAUUAUUACUCAUCAAGCGUACGAGCUUUGGUUCAAGCAAAUUAUUUUCGAGCUCGAUUCCGUUAGGGCGCUUUUCAGCUCCGAAUCCAACAAUUGCAGCGUGUCUAACGGGUCUUUUAACGAUCAUUCGGGCGCCAACCAGGAUAAUGGAAUCUCUCAUGUCUUGAACGAAUCGAAAACCCUGGAGAUUCUGAAACGAUUGAAUCGCAUUGUGCUUAUCCUAAAGUUACUGGUGGAGCAAGUGACGAUUCUGGAAACGAUGACACCGCUGGAUUUUAUGGCGUUCAGACACUUACUGUGCCCAGCCUCGGGUUACCAAUCGCUGCAAUUCCGUCUGUUGGAGAAUAAACUGGGCGUAAAACAGGAGCACAGAAUCAAAUCUAAUUAUCUGAAGAUCUUCGGGAAAAAUAGCGAGGUUGUCGAGGCGAUCAAGCAAUCGGAGGAGGAGCCCAGUCUCAGUACUCUGGUUCAGAAUUGGUUGAGCCGGACGCCAGGGCUCAAGACGCACGACUUUGAUUUCUGGGGAAAAUACAAACGAUCGGUGGAAAAGAUGAUAGCCGAACAAGAACAAGCCAUACAUAAAUGUUCAGAAGUGAAGGAAGACAUGAAAAAAUAUCACUUGGACAAUGUGCAUGUACGACGAUCAAUUUUCGACACCAUCUUUGACGAAUCACUCCACAACGCUCUUUUAUCGCGUGGGGAACGCAGAUUUUCACAUGGUGCCCUACAGGGAGCAAUAAUGAUUACUCUGUAUCGGGAUGAGCCACGAUUUAGCCAGCCACAUCAGAUCCUUACGGCGCUAAUGGAUAUUGAUUCUCUAAUUACAAAAUGGAGGUAUAAUCAUGUUAUCAUGGUACAAAGGAUGAUCGGAUCUCAACAAUUGGGCACUGGUGGCAGCUCUGGUUAUCAGUAUUUAAAGACCACGUUAAGCGACAGAUACAAGGUCUUUCUGGAUUUGUUCAACUUGUCGACCUUCUUAGUACCCCGUCACAUGAUCCCGCCGUUAACAAAGGAAAUGAAAACAAAAUUAUCAAUUGCUUCAUCCGACUGGAACACAGACGUAGAGCAAGACGAAUUAACGAAUUCUUUAAGUAAUUCAUAAAUGAGCGUAUUCACAAAACUUUAUAAAGUUGUAAUAAGUUUUACAUUUUUAAACUUAAUAUCAUAUAGCCAAUGUAUAUUAUGUACGUACGCUAAUGCAACAAUUAGAUAUUAUUUAGACGAAUGUUUAAACACGAAUCUCUUUAAGAGCUUUAACACUCGAAUUAAAUUCCAAAGAUCCAUUUUUAUCCAUAUUAAUUAACUUUAGAUUGUUAACGAGGGUUGUUAGAUUGUUAAUAAGUUUAUUUUUUAUCUUUUCCUAAUUUUAAGAAUUAGAAAGAUAUAGAGUAAAUUAAAUUAAAUUAUUAAAUUUAUAUAAAUAAAUAUAAAUAAACUUAAUAUGCAUGAUUCUUAGAAUUAAUUUACGAUAGGUUUUAAAAUUAAAAGCUGAAAGAGCAAAUAUUUGAAAAUCAUUAAAAGAAAUAUUUCUAAUUUAUGAAGUUUACUAGACAAAAUGAUCCAAGAAAAAAGUCAAUAUCUCAAACUGAUUUACAGUAACGGAUAGUUAAAAAAAAAAGUUUAUUUGGCUACAUAACUCACUCUCUCUUCUCUCUCUCUCUCUCUCUCUCUCUCUCUCUCUCUCUCUCUCUCUCUCUCUCUCUCUCUCUCGAAGAUUGUAAAUAUUACUAUCUCACAGAUUAACUUUUCCUCUUGGAUCGUCAUUUAUUAAAGUGAUAGUGGUAGACUUCUAAUACAACAAGUACGAGUAUAGUUAACAUCACUCUGUCAAAUAUUUAAUAAAAUAUUUUAUUAAACAG